Parascedosporium putredinis is the source of this 1350-nucleotide messenger RNA. Lineage: Eukaryota; Fungi; Ascomycota; Sordariomycetes; Microascales; Microascaceae. The record is from the annotation of a GenBank genome assembly.
AUGCUGAGCUGGCAGCCCCUUAAAACUCUAUCUGAAUCCAACCUUGUGGUGGAAGACUUUGAGGCCAUGAUCAAACUACCUUCGAGCGGAGCGUGUGUCCAAAAGUGGGUCGGUCCAUUCCACGAGCCAUCCCUGAGAAAUGGGCCAACGGACUUUGUCGGACGUGGCCAUAUCAUUGAACAAGUUCUAGAAAAAGUUCGACCAAGAGAAGCCAAUGGUCGAUGCCAAAGAACCGCUAUCAAGGGCCUUGGAGGGGUCGGUAAGACUCAAAUCGCGCUCGAAGUCGCUUCUCGUGUCUACAAAGAGGAUCACAACUACUGCGUCUUCUGGGUUUCUGCUGUUGAUGCGGCGACUUUUGAGAAUGGCUACCGCGAGAUAGGUCAAAAAUUAAACAUACAGGGUAUUAACGCCGAAGAAGUGGACUUGAAGUCGCUUGUUAAGACUGCAUUAAGUCGAUACCCGUCAGACUGGCUUCUAGUUAUAGACAACGUUGACGAUACGGAUCUAUUCUUUGGCCAGUCUACAUCUCUGGAAAAGUAUCUCCCUUUCACCCGUGAAAGCGCUGGCUACAAAGGCUCUAUCCUAUAUACGACGAGGAACCAUAAAGCUGCUGUGAAACUUGCUAUGGGGCCAGGAUAUAUCAUCGAAGUAAGAGAAAUGAACAGGAGUGAAUCGCAUAUAUUACUGCGGAAUAACAUAGGUCCGGUGCGGGAAAAUGAUCCUGAAAACACCACGCGCCUCUUAGACUUCCUAUGUGAUCUACCACUUGCUAUUCGACAAGCUGGCGCCUAUAUCCACCGAAAUAGCAUGACUGUGGGAGAGUACCUAAGCUUAUGCCAGUCGAAUGAUGAAAACCUUGUCAAGCUUCUAAGCGAGGGCUUUGAAGAUCAAGGCAGCUACGGUCCCGGAAAACCAAUUGCGACAUCAUUGCUUAUUUCCUUCGAGCAUAUUGUUCACAACGACCCACUAGCUGCACAAUACCUCGAGUUCAUGUCUUUCCUAGCCGAAAAGGACAUUCCAGAAAGCAUCCUAUCGCCCAGGGAGGAUAGGUUGAAGAUGAGCGAAGCCAUUGGGACCCUGAAGGGGUACGCAUUCAUCAGCGAGGACCGUCAGGGGUUAUACCACACGCAUAGGCUUGUUCGACUAGUGAUGCGAAAUUGGCUGAAGCAGAGAGCUAUCGAAAAAGUGCUUGGACCUGAAGCUCCCGAGACGCUCACUAGCAUGAAUAACCUUGCAAGUUCACUAGAGAGUCAGAGGAAGUAUAAGGAGGCUGAAGAUCUCUACCGGCAGACCCUACAACUAUCGAAAAAGUGCUUGGACCUGAAGCUCCCGAUACGCUCACUAGCAUGA